This is a messenger RNA of Hypomesus transpacificus, 4714 nucleotides long. RefSeq lists its product as uncharacterized. Bases 1232 to 4714 code for a protein of 1160 amino acids. NCBI's taxonomy places the organism in Eukaryota, Metazoa, Chordata, Actinopteri, Osmeriformes, Osmeridae. The transcript has 5 exons. The record is from RefSeq and is a predicted model, not a curated record.
UUUACAACGGCAUGGAAUGCGAUAUAGCCAAUCACAAUCAAGGAUGGGAACAACCAGUUUUAGAAAACAAUUUAAACUGUCGACACACAUCGACAGAGUACUUAGUUAUUUCGAUUUGUCUAAAUUGUUUCAGUAGGCUACUUGUGCAUUUGACAGUUGUGUUUCAAAAAUAGCCAACCUACCGUGAUUAAUACUGUAGACCUUUUUCAUAGUCAUCUCUCAUUUCAUAGUCACAAUCAUUUCUAAAAAUAAAAUGAUUGUUCAAGACACUCGCUGUAUUUCCCUGCUAACCCUAACCCUUCUCACUCCUCCUUAUGUUUGUGUGUGCUUGUGUAUGUAUGUUUUCAAACGUCUGUAUAUUUACGUGGCGCGUGUGUGUGUGUGUCUGUGUUUGUGUGUGUGCGUGUCUAGCCUGCUUGUCUCGCUACCGUCCAGUUGCCCCCCUGUUGGCCAGAGCUGGGGCUGAAGCUUCCUUCCCUGCUGUUAUCAGACAGGAAGCUGCUGUCAUCAGACAGGAAGCUGCUGUUCUCAGAAGUUCACAAACCCCUCCAGGUAGGAACAAACAUAGAUAUAUGAGGGAACACAUACCUGGAGAGACUCAACACAUUUGACACUUUGUUCAUGUCUGACACAUUGAUCAAAAGCAACAUACAAAUAGUUUUGCAUUUAAUAAGAACAGUAGAUAAUAAAGGUUCAGAAGUGCAUAAGUCUGACAGUAUUUCAGUGAGUGGAGCCAAGGAGUCUAUAUUUUAUCAGUUAAUAUCAGCAUCAUCUCAAAUACUAUAUGCUAAUGUGGAAGUGCAAUAAUAAUAACAAUAUAAUCAUGUCAGAACUUGGUGCCAAAGCUUCCUCGAUGCCCAGAGCCCAGCCGCAAGAGCAAGGCUGCCAGGAAGGCUGCAGGAGCUGAGAAGGAUACAGGGGCCAACAAGGGGCCCCUGCCAGAGUCUUGGAGGGUUGUGGAAGAAGCUGGAGCUGCUUAUCGUUCAGCCCUGGCUGACGAGCUGGCAGGACUAGGCAUGGUGGUGAGUAGAAGGCCCCAAUCCACCUCCCUGGGUACUCCAAACUCCAGCCAGGCUCCUCCCCUCCUCUCCAUCUUCCUCCACCUCUCCUAUAUCUCUGAUACUGGCUCUGUUACUGUGCCUUGCUAAGUCUGUUUCUUGCCUUAAGGUGACUGGUGGUGCGAAGAUGCUUCCCAUCCCCCAGACCAGCUACUGUGAGUCUUUGUUCAUUCAUGUAUCAACAUUUAAAUGAUCACCUUCUGUCAAGAGAAGGGAUCCACCAAUCACAUUGUGACUCUGCUCUUCCUCUAGGUGUUCUUCCAGCAAUCAAAAGUUCCUCUCGCCCAGUGGAACCAAUCAGAGCAUCGGCCUCUGAAACACUCGGGCCCCUGGGCUGCAGAGCCACACCAGAUGGAAGGGAGAGUGCGUACUCCUCUCCACCUCCGUCUCCACCUCCGUCUCCACCUCCGUCUCUACCUCUGUCCCCAUGCCGACCUGAGGCGCAGUCUCCAGGUUCUUCUCCACCUUCGACUUUGAAUGACCCCGUGACCCGGGAGACCACGCCCAGUCUUCUGUCAUUGGAGGAGACCGGGGACGAGCUUUCUGUGUUGGAGGCCAUGAUGUCACAUCCUCAUUGGAAAAUCAUCAACAGGGUCCUGUUGAGAAAGAACAAGAGCGUAGCUGAGCUGCAGGAGCGCUCGAAGGAGGUCAUGGAGUGGGUUCUCAAGGUGACCAACGAGGUGGUCCUGCCCGCCAUGGCCCUUUACCAGGUCCUCCACAUCCGCAAAGACCAAGAUGGCCGCCCGCUGUCCGCCGCCAUCUCCUACAGCAGCUGUGACUCCCACAGUGACAGGUCCUCUUCCGCAGGGCUACUGUCCCCAGCCAGCCCUGUCACUGGCUCUCUGACUGGGAUGGUAUGUUUCAACCCUGCUGAUUCUCCCCAGGACCAGGCCUCUUUUCUGGGCUCUGCCCACCCCUACGUCCCCCAGGGUGUUCUGAGAAUGAUCUCAGAGAGGUUCCACCCUCUGCUGAUAGGAGGGCAGGGAUCCAGGCCCCAGAGCAGGCUGCUGGGUGGCAGGCCUCCGAUGUUGGACUCUGAUAGGCCCACGGAGGAGGACAUCCUCGCCACGGCAUCCCUCACCGUGGCAGAGAUCCUGUUGAAGGUGCAGGCGGUGAUGGAUAAACAAGAGCACGAUGCAGAGGACAAGCUGUCAGCCUGUGUGGAGGAGCUCUACGAGUCUGUCAUGGGAGAGGUACUGGAGAAGUUUGCACUCCACCACCCCGGCUGCUUGCUGUCGGACUGCCAUGUGACCAGCAUCUCCCAGGACCUGAUAAACAACGCCUGGCAGGAUGCCAAGGAGAAGAUUCAGGUCCUCGCCAACAGUCACACCAACGCCAUCAAUGAGCUGGUGUCCCCGUGGCCCCCGUCAUCUGCCGACACAAGGGAGAGGAUGGAGAUGGCCUCCUUCCUCACUGGCAGCGUGGCGGAGGCAAAAGAGAUGGAGAAGGCGAUGGCUCCGCCCAGCCGCGUGACAUCACCGACCCUCUGCUCCCUGAAGGAGAGCCUCUCUGGAAUCCUGGCCCGCCACGCCCUGUUCCAGAGCCCGGGCGUGGUCCCCACGGAGGAGAAGCUGGAGCUGGUGAGGAUGGUGGGGGGUUUCCUCCAGGAGAUGGAGCCCACAGAAGGAGGCUCUUCCCUGGACCAGCCCCAAAAGGCCUACGAGGCCUCCCUGGUCCAUAGUGUGGCCACGGCCUGCAACGUAAUCCACAACGUCCUGAAGAACUUCCACGCAGCCCAGCAGCUGAUUGGGCAAGUGGAGGUGGCUGACUUCCUGCAGCCUGGAAGUAAGACCUUCACCAUGGUGGUGGAGUGUGUUAGCCAGAGCCUGCUAGGAGACGUUGCCGUGGAGCUGGAUGCCCUGAGGAGGAGGAGGAGCCUGGAAGCCAGCAGCAACAGUGGGAGGAGCAGCAGGAAUCAGGAAUGCCUCCCUCUUGACACCCGGCAGGAGCGAUCAGUGGAGUGCAGCUCUGCUAGCAAGGAGGAGCAGGAGGAGGAGGAUCCUCAGAAGAAGGAGGAGACCGCCCCUCCCUCCUCCAGGAGCACUAGCGCCUGGAGCGAGGCUAGCAGUGCUGCCAGCUGCCAAGACCUCAGCCUCACCGCUGAAAACAUGCUGGACAUCAUCAUGCGGAUGGCCCACUUGGCCUCCAGAUCCUCCCCUGACGACGACGACGACAAACGCGAUGGAGGCUCCUCCGUCAAAUCGUUUGACCAGGAGGAGUACGACCUGGGCCGCCUGCUGGCAUCCCACAGCAUGUGCACCAGGAUGUUCCAGGGGAGGAUCCAACACUUCUCCGAGCAGUUGAUUAACUGCAUUUAUCAGCUUCUCCUGGACACCCGGAUGGGACGACUCCCCUCGACACCCCAUUGCCGCUUCGAGCCCAACUUCCAGAACCUGGAGGACAAGGAACGUCUGGACCAGGAGCUGUUCACCCCUCUGCUGUACAAUUUUUUCCAGACGGCCUUCAAGAGCCUGAUGGGGAACCUUCUGGGUGAAGAAGACCUCACGGACGACCACCGGGCAUCCUGCAGCGAUGCGUCCUCGGACGGCAGUGACAGAAGCAGUGACAGCAGCAGUGACAGCAGCAGUGACAGCAGUGACUGUCCCUCCCUGGACUGGUCCCGAGGGAUGACGCCGGGCCCCAGGCAUGGGGUUGAGGGUAGUAGGAGAUCACAGAGCAGGUUGAAGCCCUCCUGCAGCCAGGAUCAGAGGCGCGCGCUGGAGGCCAUUUGUGAGGUAUUGACUACUCAGGCGGGAAGUGACCUCUACAAGACACGCAACGACCCACAAGAAAACAUGGUUGUUGUCCGCAAAGGCCUUGAUGCUGAAGCCAUGGCCAGGGUCUGUAACCUAGCCAGCUCCUCCUCUGAAGACCAGGAAGUGACAACCGGAAGUCUCGAUCCAGAGUCAGGUCUCACCAGCCAGCAAGUAGGACAGCCUGAGAUGGAUGAAAACGAAAACGCUGACUACCCUGAUGAUUUCCACGAAGAGGAAGAAGGGUCAGAUUGCCAGACAAUUGCCACGGGUGCAUUGAUCGAGGAAGAAGAGAAGGAUGAAGAUAUUGGAGCUGCAGGCGUCCCUGAGGAGAUCCAGGAUCAUCCCUCUCUACCCGUGAGCCCCUCUGAGACCCCCUCCCUCCAGCCCGGGGAGGUUCUGAUCCAAGAGAAGGUCCUGAUGCCCCCCCGGCCCAGCGCCCUGCACCACCAGACCCUGCAUGACCUGCUGCACAGGCUGGUGGGACGCCUGGCCCUCCAGGGGCCCCUUCGUUCCUGCUUCACCCCCACCAACUCGGAGAUAGAGUCUGUCCUCUUCCAAGACGUUAGUUGGUUUCUCUGGAACCAGGCCGGGAUCGGCCUCGUCCUGGAGCACGAACACCAGAACCCACUCUUCGGUGGCGCCGACGCCCUAGACGCCAUGUUUGAUGCGACCUACGCUGAGCUGAUGCUCUGUUCCGAUAGCAACAGGGCCCACGUCCACUCCGCCCUCCAGGGAGGGCCAGGCAUCGUCUGCAUGGCCGAGAACGUCGCCACGGUGAUCUGCCGUCACGCCGAGUUUUGGCGCCCCUCUGCCGUGUCGGGAGAGCGCAGAGGACUCUGCUGGCUUGGAAAAGGCCGGUGGAAGUUCCAGCCCCUUCACAUGCAACAGAAGCUUGGAUGA